This is a messenger RNA of Raphanus sativus (radish), 2400 nucleotides long. Its product is annotated as nuclear poly(A) polymerase 1-like. Gene Ontology annotation, cellular component: nucleus. The record is from RefSeq and is a predicted model, not a curated record. Bases 579 to 2228 code for a protein of 549 amino acids. Lineage: Eukaryota; Viridiplantae; Streptophyta; Magnoliopsida; Brassicales; Brassicaceae. Gene Ontology annotation, molecular function: poly(A) RNA polymerase activity; RNA binding. The transcript has a single exon.
ACAGAGAGAUGUGUGGACUACCGAUAGCUUUUAGUAAAUCAAUUCGUAGUGUGAGUACUACCUGAGAUCGUUAAGUGCCUCGACUGUCUCUGCUAUUCGCUCGAUUCUGUUCGUUUGUGUUGCUCAUCGCUCGAAUUGGGGUUUCCAAGGUUAUUCUUGAAGAAGAGGAUAUGAACAAAAUAAGAAGAUCGAUGGCUCCUAGUGUCCAGCAAAACAGACAAAUUAGGUAUGGUAUUACAGAACCCAUCUCUUUAGGAGGACCAACGGAGCUUGACGUAAUCAAGACAAAAGCCCUAGAGAAGUACUUGCAAGACGCUGGAUUAUACGAAGGAAACGAGGAAGCUGUUAGAAGAGAAGAGGUUCUUGGAAGACUAGACGAGAUCGUCAAAACAUGGAUCAAAAAAAUAAGCCGCGAGAAAGGGUUAAGCGAAGAGACGCUCGAAGAAGCGAACGCCAAGAUAUUCACUUUCGGUUCUUAUCGGUUGAAAGUACACGGACCUGGUGCUGAUAUCGACACUCUAUGCGUUGGUCCAAGAUACGCAACAAGAUGAGAUGAUUUCUUUGGGGAGUUACACGGAAUGCUUUCGGAGUUGCCUGAAGUGACAGAGCUUCACUCUGUUCCCGAUGCUUAUGUUCCCUUGAUGGGUUUCAAACUUAAUGGUGUUUCUCUUGAUCUUCUCUACGCACAGCUUCCUUUAUGGACUAUCCCCGAGGACUUGGAUUUGUCAGAUGAUUAUGUUCUACAGAAUGCUGAUGAGCAAACUGUUAGAAGUCUCAACGGUUGUAGAGUCACAGACCAGAUCUUUCGUCUGGUUCCCAACAUUCAGAGUUUCAGGACAACGUUGAGAUGCAUUAGGUUUUGGGCCAAGAAGCGUGGAGUAUACUCUAACGUCUCUGGUUUUCUUGGUGGUAUAAACUGGGCGUUGCUUGUAGCUAGGAUAUGCCAGCUUUAUCCUAACGCCUUACCAAGCAUGUUGGUGUCUCGGUUCUUUAGAGUCUACACUCAAUGGCGUUGGCCCAAUCCUAUUCUUCUUUGCUCUAUAGAUGAAGGUUCCUCCUUAGGUCUUCAAGUUUGGGAUCCUAGAAGAAACCCUAAAGAUUGUUUGCACAAGAUGCCAAUCAUUACUCCUGCUUAUCCGUGUAUGAACUCAAGUUACAACGUCUCUGCAAGUACGUUGAGGAUUAUGACAGGAGAGUUUCAGAGAGGCAAAGAUAUAUGUGAAGCUAACGAAGCUGAUCAGUGGGAGACUCUUUUUGAGCCGUUUGCGUUCUUUGAAGCGUAUAAGAACUAUCUUCAGAUAAACAUCUCUGCCUCUAACGUGGACGAUCUGAAAAAGUGGAGAGGAUGGGUGGAGUCACGUUUCAGACAGCUGACGUUGACGAUUGAGAGGCAUACUUAUGACAUGCUUCAGUGCCACCCUCAUCCACAUGGUUUCCAAGACGAUUCAAGACCGCUACAUUGUUCUCUAUUCAUGGGUUUGCAACGUAAACAGGGAGUUCCAGCAGCAGGAGGAGGUGGACCGUUUGAUAUCAGAAGAACUAUUGAGGAGUUUGAACACACUGUUUACUGUUACAUGAUGUGGGUUCCUGGGAUGGAGAUUAGUGUCAGCCAUGUAAUGCGAAGAAGCAUACCUAGCUUUGUGUUUCCUGGUGGAGUUAGACCUACGCGUGACUCGAAAGACAGCAAACGCAGUUCAGAGCAGAGAGUUUCUUCGACAGGAAGUUCAUCUACUAUUACUAGUUCUGAAAGUAAAGCUGGGAAGAAGAGAAAACUGAGAGAGGGCGAGACACGUACCGGUCAGUCAAGGAACUCAAAACGCGCUACAGUUUCAGUACAUGUAGAGAAUGGCGAAGACGGGAGUCCUGAUUCAUCUGUUGAAUCCAUUUGUUCAGCUUCUGGUAAAGAUCAUUUUGCAAAGGUUAAAUCUGAUCCCAUCAGUGAGGAUGUACGAGAGAGCCAUCCAGUAGAGAAGAUAGUCGCUUUUCAAGAUUCUCUUAGUCAAGAAAGUGAAGAGGUUGAAGACAACUUUGGUUUGGGAAAGCAAGUGGUAGAGCAGGUUUCAAGUAAAGAUACAUUCUCCAAUGGAGCAGUGGAUGAACUCGAAGAUGUUCCAACGCAACAGCCUGUGGUGCCGCAUAAAGGUUCAGUGCAACUGCGGAAACCGAUGAUCAAGUUGAACUUCACAUCUCUGAGCACCAUCAAUGCCACGAACCUCAUAGCUUGUUGAAAUUCAGAGGUGUCAAGUUGCAGACUUUCUUCAAGUCUCUGAGCACCAUCAAUGCCACGAACCUCAUAGCUUGUUGAAACUCAGAGGUGUCAAGUUGCAGAUGUUGUAAGCAAGUCUUAAAUACUAUGUGUAGUUCGAUGUAAAAACUCGUUAAUUUGUUCAAGAAUCGCAA